This is a messenger RNA of Brassica rapa (field mustard), 432 nucleotides long. RefSeq names its product pentatricopeptide repeat-containing protein At3g22670, mitochondrial. Gene Ontology annotation, molecular function: protein binding. Lineage: Eukaryota; Viridiplantae; Streptophyta; Magnoliopsida; Brassicales; Brassicaceae. The record is from RefSeq and is a predicted model, not a curated record.
GCAAUGGUUGACGUCUUGGGGAAGUGCAGAAACUUAUGUGGAGAGUGCUCGGCGAGAUGAAGGGAAAGUCAUCAUCAUCAUCGCUUGUCACGCUCGAUACGAUGAGUAAAGUUAUGAGGAGAUUAGCGAAAGCAGGCAAAAUCAAGGAGUUAGUCGUGAUGUUUUUGGUCUACAAUACAAUGAUUUCAGCUGCGGUUCAUCACUCGCGAGAUGAGACGGCUCUGCGUUUGCUUAAAAGAAUGGAAGAAGAGGAGGAGGAGGAGGAGGAGGAGGGGGGAUCAUGUAGUCCAAACGUUGAGACGUAUGCUCCGUUGCCAGAAGAAGAAGAUGAAGCUACUUGGAGUUGUGCUGCAGCACAUGGUGAGAAACGAUGUUAGUACCAUGUGGCGACCAGGGCAGGCUUAUUCUCAAUGGUGUUAUGGACCCUGGAGC